AUUCUUUAGGAGCUAUCACAGAGCCAAGACCGAAGGAAGAAAUGUCAAAUUGGAAAACACCAAAGGAAAAUAUGAAACGUCUUGAAGAAAAUGGAUACAAUAAAAUGGCCAUUGAUCACAUCUGUAUUCCUGAGUCAAAAAGGAUUCUGAGUCCUUGGAUACGUGUAUUCGGAAUACUCUGUCAACACUCUAUCCCCCCUUUGAGGCCACAGCAUCCACUGUUCUCUGUCAGGUUUUUGAUGUAGUGGAGAAAACAUAUUGUGGUGAUGGAUUGUGCUACCUUAUUGAUUCCUCGUCCCUGCUAAACACAUUCUGCAGUGCAUCCAGCAGGACGCUUGUUUUCAAUAUUGUGGAUUACUAUUCCGUUAUGAAGGCUGGCCUUUAUGCAUCUCUGAAAAAAUUGUAAUACAGCUCUCUGCACUUGACUGGCAAACUUUAAAACCUGGUGAUUUCUACCUUCAAGUUGUUCCACAUUUGCAAAAGACACCAUGUAUUAUAUUAAAAUGCCUUGCAGCCAAUGGUUACAAUGUGGAGGAAAUAUUAAUUCCAGAGGUCUCUUAUACUUGUAUCUUCACUAUGGAAUGGUUGGACAAUAUUAACAAGAGACGGAUAGGAACAACUUUACAAAAUUGCCUAUUAUCUACUGACAACACUACUUUUCGAGUACCUUGGGAAAAGGUGGUAACUCCUGAAUUUAUUGACAAACCAAAAAUGAUAGGAAGCACGUCAUCAGUAAACUGGACUGUGGAUCAAGAAGUUGUUGGCAGCAAUUCAAACAAUAUACAGAUCAGCAAUUACAGUGGACAGGUAGAAAACCCAUCUGAAACAAAACCAAACAUAUUUACGAAAGAAAACCAACUGAAGGUCCAGCAAAUUAAUCUUACAAGGGCUUUACAUCAUCCUGUAAGUAAUGUUGCAGAUACUUUACUUAAUUCAGCAGCAGCCAGUUUAAGAGAACUUGAAACAGAAUAUGUAGAAAUUAAUCAAAUUUCAGUAAGUGAUAGUGAUUUGUCAUCAGAAGCAAGCAGUUCAAGUUCAGACUUGCAACAUGCAUUGAGAACUAAUGAAACAUCAGAAGUGAUUCCUUUCGAACCUUUGAAUAUCAACACUUGCAACAAGAAAUCAAUUUGUUUAAAUUACAUGGAAACAUCUUCAACUGUAGCUUGGCCCAAUUUAGAAAGAAUACAUAAUCCAUUUAAAUUUCUUGCUGGUGACACAGAGGCAUUCAAUCAGCAAUCACUUACAGAUACUAUUAACAGUAUAAAUAAAGAAUUUGCAAAAUUAGAGCUGUGGAGACUGAUCUUCACAAAAGCAAAAUGCAACAGGAUUUUAAUUUUUGCUGUGAAAAUAUGCAUAUUUUAUUUAGUCAGACCACAGAUAGCAUAGAGGAAAUUGUAAACAGCCAGCCUUUAGAACCAGUGGUCUGUAACCAGACACAGACUUCUGCUCAAGAUUCGCAAGACGGACAAUUUCAUGGUUCUUCUGGUAAUUCAUUAUCUACACCAUGUAAUAAAAAUAUAAUUGAUAUGAAAUCACAUAAAGAAAUGCAAGAGGUGUCUGAGCAGAUAGAAUAGAAAAUGCUCACUGUAAGUACACAGAAAUUGGAAAACAGGAUUUUCAUUUAAAUCAGUUGACUGACUGUAAUGUAGCUAACACUGGUGAACUUGUAAAUAUUGUUGUGAAUUCACCAUCAGAGUACAAGCAGUCGUCAGCUAAAAACUCAGAACAGAAAAUUGCAAUGGCCCAACAAUCGGCGUAUUCUGAGCAUAUACAGUUUAAUGGGCAGAAUAUUAUCCAAAAAGUACCCUUUAUCAAAAAUACAAAUCAACCAAACUUUGUUCAUGCAUGCGCUGAUACGCAUUUAGAUGGCUGCAGAAUCUCUUCGUCCCAGUUCUUAAACUUUGAAGGGUCUAUUUUAUGUGAAGACUUUGCACUUGUUGAAAAUAUAGAUUCUUCUUCAAAACUCAGCCAUAACCAUAAUGUGAUGAAAAUUGAUCACUUGAUUAAAGAUGUUGAAUCUAUAAUUUUGCAACUGGAUAAUAGCAGAGAUGAUACAUUAUUAAAUGAAGGAAUAAGCUCUAUAUUUGGUGACAAUUUGCAGCCACGUUUGUCAGAGCACACUGAGUGUACAGAAACACAUGGGUCCAAAUGUAUGACACACUUAGAGCGAGAUCAUGUGUUUCUGACAGAGGAAAGUGCACUAUUGCAUGAAUGUUCUGUUAUAAAAUUACAAACUAAUCAGCAAUUUCAAGUUGAUGCAUUGCAUCAGGGGUCUGAACAUGGGGAACAUGGAAAUGUAAAUAACUUACAGAGCGAAUUCUGCAAACAAAAACUCAGUGACAGUGAAGAUUUGAACCUGACUGACACCUGUAAUGUAAUGUUACUUGAAGAAGAACAACAAGCACAAGAGAAUAGAUACCUGUCAGUACAGACCUUGGAAAAUGAGACCACUGUGCAGAAUAUCUUGGGAUUCGAUGCUGUAAAGGAAGGUCAAAGUAAGCGAUAUUCUACUGUUGAAGAGUAUUGGUCAAACGUGGAAACCACUGGAUCUAGCAUUAUUCACUCAACUAUAAUGGAUAUAGAAGAGCAGGAAUUGACUUCUGCAAAUGAAGAGAGAAAUGAAAAAAUACCAUUUGCUGAUAAAAAUGAUAGACAAGAUUCGAUAAAGCUGUGCUCAAUCAUCACAGGAUUCUUCAGAGGAUCUUAAGGAGCAAGGAGACUGUCUAAUUGGGAAUAAAUUGGAAGGAAUUGGUUCAGUAACAAAUGAGACAUUGGAUACAGUAAAAGGAAGUACAGAAGAUGAAAAUCUCAACCUAACAGAUGAACCACCAAAAAUCUCACUAAUUACAGAGUGCAUUGUAAACAGGCAAGAACUGCUGACAGUUGAACAACCGGCGAUCUCACCUCCCUUACUCUUAAAACCUUAUCUGCCAACACUGUGCCAUGAAAUCAACUUUGAUGUUCUGAAAUCUGGGGUAGCAUAUUU
Messenger RNA from Mobula hypostoma (lesser devil ray), 2986 nucleotides. RefSeq lists its product as uncharacterized. The transcript has 5 exons. The record is from RefSeq and is a predicted model, not a curated record. NCBI's taxonomy places the organism in Eukaryota, Metazoa, Chordata, Chondrichthyes, Myliobatiformes, Myliobatidae. Bases 1739 to 2707 code for a protein of 322 amino acids.